Molecule: messenger RNA, 1883 nt
Organism: Colletotrichum phormii
Lineage: Eukaryota; Fungi; Ascomycota; Sordariomycetes; Glomerellales; Glomerellaceae
Product: cytochrome P450
Exons: 6
Coding region: 277-1758 (493 amino acids)
Molecular function (GO): heme binding; iron ion binding; monooxygenase activity
Source: RefSeq, a predicted model, not a curated record
GUCAUGUUCGCUGCUAUUGCAGAGCCAUUGAAGGAUUUGACCGUCUUAUCGAUGCAGUCUCUCGGUCAAAAUAUUCCCCAGCUCCUCCCCGUGCCAUCCACCGUGCCGCGGCAUCCUUGACCGAGAGGGCAGUUCGUCUCAGGAUUUCUCAGACUUUCUUUUUCCCCCCUCCCAUGUGUGGUCCGAGACACUGUUUCCUCCUCUUAUCCACACCCACAAUCCCAUGAUCCAACCUUUUUAUACACGAAUCGGUUUUUCGUGGGCUCGAGUGUGACCAUGAGUCGGGACUACCUCGCAUACGCCAGUAUCGCAGUCUCGGCCUUCAUCGCCUAUAGCGUCGUAUCCAUCGCUCGCCAAUACCUACGGCUCCGGCACAUCAAGGGGCCACCGAGCGCUGGCUUCUCAAAAUGGUGGCUCGUUCGCGCCGUCGGCGGCGGUAGGACGCACCUCGACUUUUAUGAGGCGUGCGAGAAAUAUGGGUCAAUAGUUCGUGUCGGGCCGAAUGAUCUCAUCACGAGCGAUCCAGAUCUCAUGAAGCGUAUGCUUAAUGUGCGGACAACUUACAAGCGAUCUAAUUGGUAUGAUGGAAUGCGACUCAAGCCUGGCCAAGACAAUGUCUUAUCCACUCGAGAUGAUGAGCUGCAUAAUAAGCUCCGGACAAAGAUGGCCGCAGGUUACUCUGGUAAGGAAGUCGAAGAUCUCGAGGCCAAAAUUGAUCAGAACGUCCUCCGACUCAUCGGUCUCCUUGAGAAAUAUGCUUCUCAAGACGAAGCUUUUGACUUUGGAGCCAAGGCGCAAUACUUCACUCUCGAUGUCAUCUCAGACCUGGCUUUCGGUGAGCCAUUUGGAGACUUGGCAACUGAUUCGGAUGUUCACGAGUAUAUCAAGACCAUGGAGCAGAACAUGCCGACGAUUCUCGUGACGAGUGUUCUGCCCUGGCUUCUGGCACUCCUCUCUUCGCCUCUUUUCAGGAGCAUGAUGCCUUCCGAAAAAGAUGCAAUCGGUGUGGGAAAGACGAUGGGCAUUGCCAAGAAAGUUGCAUCAGAGCGUUUCGGUCCAAACAAGAAGGUGCAAAAGGACAUGCUUGGAUCGUUUGUCGCGCGAGGACUUACACAAGCUGAAGCCGAGUCGGAGAUUCUUAUGCAACUACUAGCUGGCUCUGACACUACCGCGACCGCCAUUCGAGCUACCAUUCUUCACAUCAUCACAAAUCCUCAAGUAACCGCUAUGCUCCGAGCCGAAAUCGACGCAGCCAAACUGUCAUGGCCCAUUGUCUCCGAUGCAGAGGCUCGCGAGAUGCCAUACUUGCAGGCCGUCAUCAAGGAGGGUCUUCGUAUAUUUCCACCUGUAGUCGGUCAGAUGUCAAAGGAAGUCUCAAAUGGAGGAGCCGGUGAUUACUUCAAGAGUGUUCAUCUCCCAGAAGGUACCCGCAUCGGCUACUGUGCGUGGGGAAUUUUCCGCAGGCAGGACAUCUGGGGUCAAGACUCCCACGUGUUCCGGCCAGAACGAUGGCUCGAGUCCGAUCCCGAAACGCUGCGCUUGAUGGAGGGUACGCUGGAGCUUGUCUUUGGGUAUGGUCGCUGGCAGUGCCUGGGUCGAAAUGUGGCCUUGAUGGAGCUGAACAAGGUCUUUGUUGAACUCUUGAGAAGGUUUGACCUUGUCCUGGUCGAUCCAACGAAUCCAUGGCACUCAGUCUGCAGCGGUGUCUUCCUACAAUCCGAGUACUGGAUACGAGGGUACGUGAGACCGAAAGUGUAGAAGUUAGGCAUCCUUAUAGUGUCUCAAAGCUCCACGUUGUGACCUCAAGAUAGUCUGAAAGAUCGACGACCGGCUUACAACUAACAUGGAUCUACUCUGCUUGACUCUCGCAAUGUGCUCAUAAC